AUGCUACGUGGUCUUCCCAUCUCCAAACUCAUCAUCUCGCUCGUCGUUCUCGGGCUUGCGAGAGCCUGCUGGUACUAUGUGUAUCUCGAGAGCCCCUACGACUACUACUAUCGAUAUUGUAACACUGGUUGCGCCGGUUUAGAUCAAAGCGAAGACGACUUCAAAUCAUGUUGCAUGCCCUUUACAUCCGGGCAAGCAACGCCCGCCGUCUGUACAUCCCUAUCCUCUAGCUGUGCUGCUGCCGGUACCACCUGCUCUUGGGGUAGUGUACCCACAACCGAUGCUCCCGAUACUUCCACUCAAGUUACCGAUUCUGCCUAUACGCCUCCCCCUUAUACGCCCUCUACAACCGCCGCUGCCUCUGCCACUUCUUCUUGUGCGAGCAGCUCAGACGCAUCCUCUUGCGCCGCCACCUCGGCCCAGCCCGGUGUCGUUACAGAGACAUCAUGGAUUACGAGUACCACCACCACUCCCUGCGCUAGCUCUACUUCUGAUGCCGCCACUCCCACUACAAGCGAGGAAGCUUGCGAUUGUGGCGAUGACUCUGGUGAGACUAGCGAUGCUGGAGCUGCGACAUCUUCAAACUGGGAAGGCAAUACUCCCCCCGCCGACUUCUCUGCCGACUGGAGGCGUCGUCGAGGGAUUAUGCGCCGAGGAGCUUGUGACUGUGCCUCUAGCACGUUUGCUGCCCCUAGCACAACGUCAGCGCCGCCUACUACCACGACGUCUGCCCCUGCCACUACGAGUGAAGAAGCUUGUGAUUGUGGAGAGACGGGAGAGACGAGCGAAGCUGGUGCAGAGACUUCGUCCAACUGGGAAGGUAACACCGCUCCUGCUGGGUUCUCGGCUGAUUCGCGGAAGCGAAAGAGGGGCGUGAUGAGGCGAGGCGCUUGCGACUGUCCCACCUCCACUUCUGAAGCUGUUCCUUCCACCACUGAGGCUCCUACCACGACCGAUACCCCCACUACAUCCGAAGCUGCUAUGCCAACUACAUCGGAGACUGCUUGCGAUUGUGGCGGUGAGACAAGUGAUGCUGGCGCGGCAACGUCAUCCAACUGGGAGGGGAAUACUGCACCAGCUGGAUUCUCUGCCGAUAGCCGAAGGAGACGAGGCAUUAUGCGCCGAGGUGACUGUGAUUGCUCGUCUGCCACCGAUACCCCCACCACAUCCGAAGCUCCAACUACUUCCGAUACACCUACAACGAGCGAAGCCGCAGCACCCACCACGAGCGAUACCGCAUGUGAUUGUGGUGGCGAAACGAGCGACGCUGGUGCUCCAACAUCAUCCAAUUGGGAAGGUAACACCGCCCCCGCUGGCUUCUCUGCCGAUGGCCGAAGACGCCGAGGUAUCAUGCGUCGAGAUGGGUGCGAUUGUGGCUCUGCUUCCGAGACACCCACCACCUCCGAUACUCCCACCACGAGCGACGCUUCCACCCCAACGUCUAGCGACACAUCUUGCGAUUGCGGUGGUGAGAAUGGCGAUGCUGGUGCCGAAACAUCAUCUGUUUGGGAAGGUAAUACCGCGCCUGCUGGAUUCUCUGCCGACUCGAGACGUCGUAGAUCGAAGAUGGGUGUCAUGAGGCGAGGUGAUUGCGAUUGCAGCGGACAAACAAGCGACGCUGCGACUAGCACGGAUGGUGGUGUCGCGUCUUCUUCUUAUGCUUGGGAAGGUAACACCGCCCCUGCCGGUUUCUCGGGCGAUAACAGAAAGCGAUUCGAGCCUCGAAACACUGCCCCUGCUGGUUUCGAAUCCGACAACCGAAAGCGUCAGUACGAAGGUAUCGUCCGAGGUGCCAACGUUGGUGGUUCUGAAAACAACAAACGCAACUUCAACAUGGUCCAGGGCGCUGAUACGACCACGAAAGACAAGCGAAACGUCAACAUGGUGCAAGGCGACCGCUCUUCUGCGGGUGGCAAGAGAAACUUCAACAUGGUUCACGACAAGGCAAGCUCAUCUAACGACGAGAAGCGAAACUUCAAUAUGGUCGCGGGGGGCACUCGAACUGUUGCCGAACGUGAUCUCCCCACCGGCUUCUCGAGAUACUACAAGCGCGAGACUGCAACUACCACCACCAUGACGUCGACUACUUGGAUCACCGCGGAUGGGUGUGGCAGUGCGACCGAUAGCUCUGCUAGUGCUACAGACUCUGCAAGCACGUCCGAAGCUACGUCAGAUGUCGCCGCAGGAAGCACCUCUUCCGAAAUGGACUCGAGCAGUCUCCCAGCCGAGACGUCUGCCACUUCCUCUGAUGAUAGUGCGGCUUCACCUACUACAAGCGAAGCAGCUUCAAGCUCUGUUUGGGAAGGUGAGUAG
Messenger RNA from Cryptococcus wingfieldii CBS 7118, 2313 nucleotides. RefSeq lists its product as hypothetical. Lineage: Eukaryota; Fungi; Basidiomycota; Tremellomycetes; Tremellales; Cryptococcaceae. The record is from RefSeq and is a predicted model, not a curated record. The transcript is spliced from 3 exons. Bases 1 to 2313 code for a protein of 770 amino acids.